This is a messenger RNA of Perca fluviatilis (European perch), 2122 nucleotides long. RefSeq lists its product as uncharacterized. Lineage: Eukaryota; Metazoa; Chordata; Actinopteri; Perciformes; Percidae. The record is from RefSeq and is a predicted model, not a curated record. The transcript has 5 exons. Bases 81 to 1136 code for a protein of 351 amino acids.
AUGAAAGUAUAGACGAGGUUUCAGAGGGACGACAGAACAACAGACUCUUCACUGCAGAGCCGCUGGCCAGCUGGGUGAGGAUGAAGAUGAAGAGCAAGCUGCUUUAUGCUCCCAUGGCGAUGGUAGUGAUGUCAGCAUUGGUCGGACUCACAUCUCCAACAACAACAACUAGGCCUGCUGCUACCAGGCCAACAUGGACCACCACAACAGGAGCUUCUGGACUAGAUUUAAAUGGGAAGAUGUUCACUUUGUCUCGUAAUAGAGCAGGAAUAUCCUUCUAUUCACCCUAUUUUUCUCCUACCACGCCCCCCUACCCAAGCCGUAGAUACCCCACCCGUUCCUACACCCCCCGAACCACCACCCCCCGUCCCUGGACCACCACCCCCCGAACCACCACCCAACGUCCCUGGACCACCACCCCCCGAACCACCACCCGACGUCCCUGGACCACCACCCCCCGUCCCAGAACCACCACCCCCCGUCCCUGGACCACAGCACCUCCUACUAGAGGUGUGUCCGUGUGUCUGCGUUACCUGCCUGAUUACCGAGCAGACAUCUACACAAUCUUCACACUCAGUCCAUCCAGCAGAAGCCCUCUGCAAAUGGGAGUCAGUCCUUCAGGGUCGUACAGACUAUCCUUUUACGGUUAUUCCAACCUGUACUUGCAACCUUACAAAAGGUUCUCGUCAAACAUCUUCCCGGAAAUCUGGACCAGAGUCUGUCUCACUGUGGACACCAUGAAGAAUGUGGCCCAGGUGUUUAGCGACUGGAGCAUGAGCAUCAGGAAGAUGCUGCCUACUAAUUAUGUCUGGUCAGGUGAGCCUGUGAUUGAUUUUUCAGGUUUUGAUGGUCAGGUGACAGAUGUCCAGAUAUGGGAUUAUCCUCUCCACUACAGAGAAGUCGUCAACUACAUGACCAGCGGUGCCUAUUGGUCGUACUCUGGCUCCGCCCUCUCCUGGUCCUACAUCAGCUACUCUCCCAGAGGAAACGUACUGUUGGAGGACGUCUAUGAACGGCAGUGGCAGGACCGACAGCCAAUCAACCGCAGCAAGGAGAGGAAAGGGCGUCGGCCAAAGGGAGAGAAGAAGACCAGGGAGUUUUUCCAUUUUAACGAGGGAAAGAGAGAACAGCCUUAGUGAAACGCACAACGCCAGGCGACAAAAGCAGUAGACUCCAUUUUUCACUUAAUAAUAAUAAUAAUAAUAAUAAAGAAUUGAUCAAUCAAGCAACAAUUAAUGAUAAAUGACAUUUAAACUACUACUGAUUACUGAUUUGAUGAAAGCGUGAUUAUGUAUAUUAUGACAGAGCAUUAGGGCCACAUCAAAGGAGAAAAAAAAUUAAGAUUGUUUAUUAAUUUUGCAUUUCGAGAAUAAAGUCGAAAUGUCGAGAAUAAAAUUGAUAUUUCACGAACCAAGUCAGACUUUUGAGAAUAAACCAAACUACUAGCUUUAACUAUAAUAGUCUUCUACAAAAUGCAUUGUGAAGGCCUAUGUGAACUGGUGAAAUUAUACUACAGAAUCGCUUUUAAUAACAAGGAAAUUAUUUCUCUUCUAGCACAUAAACACACAUAAUGGUGAGAAGUAUUAGGACUUUGGAGAGAUUGUGGCAAAAAUUGCAUCUGUUCAGAAGGAGAAACCACACAAACUUGGAAGAGGUGGCCGCAUUCCUGCAAACUGAAAUAGCUUGUAAUGGACAGAUGCAAUAAGGGUAUCGAUGGUUACACCUACGCGCAAUACAGAGAGGAUAUGUUGUAGCCUAUCACAAUAGAGAGAGGAUAUGUUGUAGCCUAUCACAAUAGAGAGAGGAUAUGUUGUAUCACAAGACACAAUAAGACAAUUGAUCAAAUUGUUUGAUCCUAAAAGAGUGGAGCUCAGAUGAGCGCAGCACUCCGAGGAUCUAACCCAGAGCCUAUCUAUGAUGCUGCCUACAUGGCAGCUGGCAUGGCGGACAGUCGCUCUAAUGUGAUUAAGUGAUAAAGGAGUUGAAUUUAUUCUCGUCAUUUCAACUUUAAUCUCGACAUUUCGACAUAAUUAAUAAUAAUAAUAAUAAUAAUUUAUACUUUAUUGAUCCCUUAAUUAUUACACACAUUACACACAGGCCUGAAUUACACACACAUGCUCAG